UCCAUAACAUUAUGAAAAGAACAAAUGUAUUUAUUAUUAUUAUAAUUUCCCCCUCUAGUACAAAAUGCCUAAUUCCCAUUUGUUUCAUAUUUAUGGAAAAUUGCUCUGUUCUAGCUCCUCUUGGGGCAGUAGACUUCCUGGUCUUCAAAGAGGCACCCCAAUCGUAGAGCAGGGCGCCAAUGAUAUAAUUUCCUCUCCUGAAACUCCUGCAGUGAUGAUGUAAUUCCCUCUCAGGGUCAAGCUCCCCCUAUUAGAGGGAGCCCCCAGCCACCACCUACAAGCUCCCCAGUCCCCCCUCCACCCAAACCAAAGUGCCCCAUAGCAGAUGCAAAAAAGGAGAAAACUGAGGAGAUCCUCCAUGCCAUUCUGCCGCCGAGGUAAGCCCACGUUGUCCGCGCCUCUCUCUGUCCUGCGACGCAGCAGCUUGGCCCCUGACGUGCUUCCGCUGCAGGGAGUGGUCGGACGGCGGCGGCCUGUGGGUGCAGCGAGUGUCGAGCGCGCCGGGCUCGCGCAUGGACGUGGUCAAGCUGGAGGAGCAGCUGAAUCUCAAGCUGCAGCAGAGGCAGGCUCGGGAGACCGGGAUCUGCGACGUCCGGAGAGAGCUGUACUCGCAGUGCUUCGAUGAACUGAUCAGACAGGAAACCAUAAACUGCACUGACAGGGGGCUGCUAUUGCUGCGGGUUCGAGAUGAGAUCAGCAUGUGCAUGGCCGCCUAUCAGACUCUGGAUGAGAGCAGCGUUGCCUUUGGCAUCAGGAAGGUGCUGCACGCUGAGCAGGGGAAAGCCGAAAUGGAGAAACAGAUCCAGGACCUGGAGGAGGAAAAGAGGGCCCUGGAGCGGCAGCAGAAGGAGAUGGAGGCAGAGUGUGAGGCCGUUAAUCUGAGGGAGAUGGAGAGACAAGUCAUGGAGGAUAAGAAGCACACGGAGGAGAUCGAGUUCCUAAAGCGCACCAACCAGCAGCUCAAGUUCCAACUGUCGGGCAUCUCACAGAAGAAGUGACCAGUGUCAAACACAUCUGGGGAUACCACUCGAUGAAGAGCUUUAAAGUUAGAAG
Molecule: messenger RNA, 1053 nt
Organism: Anguilla rostrata (American eel)
Lineage: Eukaryota; Metazoa; Chordata; Actinopteri; Anguilliformes; Anguillidae
Product: axonemal dynein light intermediate polypeptide 1-like
Exons: 4
Coding region: 513-998 (161 amino acids)
Cellular component (GO): axoneme; filopodium
Molecular function (GO): dynein heavy chain binding
Source: RefSeq, a predicted model, not a curated record